Messenger RNA from Camelus dromedarius (Arabian camel), 2064 nucleotides. It is a transcript of the gene UBXN2A, whose product is annotated as UBX domain protein 2A. Bases 420 to 1196 code for a protein of 258 amino acids. Gene Ontology annotation, cellular component: nucleus; cytosol. Gene Ontology annotation, molecular function: ubiquitin binding. The record is from RefSeq and is a predicted model, not a curated record. Lineage: Eukaryota; Metazoa; Chordata; Mammalia; Artiodactyla; Camelidae. Gene Ontology annotation, biological process: autophagosome assembly; proteasome-mediated ubiquitin-dependent protein catabolic process; Golgi organization. The transcript is spliced from 8 exons.
GGGCGCGGUCGGGCGGCGGCCGGGGCGGGACUGCCGCCAGCCCAGGUGCGGCGCGGCUCGGCCUGCGGGCUGCGCAGCGUUCCUGAGCUGGGACGCCGGGGAAGCGCAGCGACUGGUUUUCUCUCGCUGCGGGCACUCAGAAACUUCGAGUUCUCUGUUCUCAAAAUGCCGCAUUUCCAAAGGCGAACCCUGCAAAAGCACAGUACAGAAAUGCAAAGCACGUCUGUUUGGGGUGGCCGUUUCUUAGACUUUUCAGAUUGACUCCUGAAUCGUUUUCACACUAAUCCAAGAUGUCAAUACAAGGCAUAAGUACACAUUUCCUGGCCCAGACCUGGAGUCAUCCAUUUCUCUAAGAAACUUUGAUUCCUUUUGGUGGGAAAUGGUAUUUGGAGACAACAAAUUGAGUAAGGCAGAAGAGAAUGAAAGAAGUAGAUAAUCUUGAAAGUAUAAAAGAAGAAUGGGUUUGUGAAACAGGAUCUGACCACCAGCCUCUUAGUGAUAAUCAACAAACAAAUUGUGAAUAUUUUGUUGACAGUCUUUUUGAGGAAGCUCAGAAGGUUGGUGCCAAAUGUUUGACCCCGACUGAACAAAAGAAACAGGUAGAUGUAAGUAUAAAAUUAUGGAAAAAUGGAUUCACAGUCAAUGAUGAUUUCAGAAGUUAUUCUGAUGGUGCAAGUCAGCAGUUUCUGAACUCCAUCAAAAAAGGGGAAUUACCUUUAGAAUUACAGGGAGUCUUUGAUAAAGAGGAGGUGGAUGUUGAAGUUGAAGAUAAGAAAAAUGAAGUAUGUAUGUCAACGAAGCCUGUGUUCCAGCCCUUCUCAGGACAGGGUCACAGACUGGGAAGUGCCACACCAAAAAUUGUUUCUAAAGCAAAGAGUAUUGAAGUAGAGAAUAAAAAUAAGUUGUCGACUGUUCCACUAAACAAUCUGGAACCCAUCACUAAUAUACAGAUCUGGUUAGCCAAUGGGAAAAGGAUUGUCCAGAAAUUUAACAUUUCUCAUAGGAUAAGCCACAUCAAAGACUUCAUCGAAAAAUACCAAGGAUCUCAAAGAAGUCCUCCCUUUUCCCUGGCAACAGCUCUUCCUUUCCUCAAAUUGCUAGAUGAAACACUCACACUGGAAGAAGCAGAUUUGCAGAAUGCUGUAAUCAUUCAGAGACUCAAGAAAACUGCUGAACCUUUUAAAGAACUUUCAUAACAUUGGUUUUAGAUACACUAAGUGGAAAGUUUCCAGAGAAAUGAUUGUAAGUGGACAUGCAAACCAAAGUGGGGGAAAGUCAGAUUUGCUGGGUUUGGCACUAUUCAGCUCCCUCCUGGUGAGAUUUUUAAAUAAGUACAAGAUAGCAGCUUAAACUGUGACUGGAAAGUGUAUUCUGUGAACUUUUCCGGAAGGCUACCCAGAAAAAUAUACUUAUUUUCAAAUACCAAUUAUUCAACGUAACGAUAUAUUAAAUAACUAUAUCAUUUAAAACCUUAAUAGGGUAUACAUUAGCAAAUAGGUUCACCACAUCUUUCAUUCAAACAUCAUUCCCAAGCAGCAGUGACUUAUUUAAAUGUUAACUGUCUCAGAUUUUUUAAAAUAGAAAUACAUUAAAAAAAAUUGUACAUGGCAGGUCAAAAACAUCAGUAUAAUUUUUUUAUAUCUGAUAUACAAUCAAAAGGCUGGAAGGAACUGCUUUCACCACAGCUAUGUGUAAACCUUCAAAGUAUUCCCAAUUUGCAUUCUGUAAUGUUAAGAUACACUCAGAUAUUAAUUUGGCAACAGUAUCUGGGAUGUAUUUUCAUUAAGAAUAAAUUUGUGUAGCUUAGUAUAAUGUCAGUAUCAAUCUGCCUACCCACAUUUCAGUAUUUUUGAAACAUACAAAUUUUUAAAAAUUAUUUCUUCUCUAGGAACCCCAGUUCAUCCCCUAUUUUAUUUUCUUUCAGAAAUUAGGGAUUUGUUCUUAGCUGACAUUUGGAGUGGGCCAGUUGUUUGCCAUCACUCACUGGGAAUCUAAUGCUUGUGUUGUCAUAUUACUAAUGAAUAUUUUUUGAAUGCGUCAUGUAAAGUAUGGUUUUCUAUUCCA